Messenger RNA from Marasmius oreades (fairy-ring Marasmius), 390 nucleotides. RefSeq lists its product as uncharacterized. The record is from RefSeq and is a predicted model, not a curated record. Bases 1 to 390 code for a protein of 129 amino acids. NCBI's taxonomy places the organism in Eukaryota, Fungi, Basidiomycota, Agaricomycetes, Agaricales, Marasmiaceae. The transcript has a single exon.
AUGUAUCGGAUAUAUAAGCAUAAACGGGCGGAGAGAUACGACCUUCGCGAUUACAAUUGUUUCUUUUACUCGUGGACCAUCUUGACAAUCGUUGCAAGGCGCCUAUUGGACAUCGAGUCCCCAUACAUCGCUAAAGACGAGCUGAUGGACCGCUUGCAGCGCAAGGGGCACCUACCCGCCCUUGCAGAGUCCAUCGUAGACUCAGCGGUGCACACACUUCGAGACUCAGUUCUAGCAGCUGUCGGCGUCUUUAGAGAGCAGGAACAAAGACGAGGGGAAGCAUAUCAGAGAAGGCCGGAUGAGUAUCAUCGCCCGAGCUUCAGCUCUCGAUCUCAUAAUUGCGCUACCCUUUCGCAUUCAGCUGUCACGUCGGAAUUUAGAUGGAGAUGA